AUGCCGCCCCACCAACGGGCCGACGGCGGGUUCCCCGCGCCUUCCAUGCAGCCCAUAUCAGUCGACUUCAUCGAAAAUCGAGAUGCAGGAUUCCGCAAUGCCGAAGGCGAGCUGCCAUGCAAUUUCGAUCCGAGCUCUCAAAAGUUCGUAGCUGCUCCGUUCGCUUUUGGUGGGGCGGUGCUCGACCACGAAGAAGAAGCAUUACGGGAGAGCAAACUGAGAGUAGUUGCAACGAAGGAGAGCUUCGCCCACGCCCUCGCAGCUCUGAAAUCGAAGAAGAAAUCCAAAAACGAGGCGAUAGCGAAUUUUGACUUGAAUUCCUAUCACGACUGGGAAGAGAUCACUGAGCACAUAGACCUGGUGGCCAUGACGCAACAUGCCGAAAUCCGCGAGAAGAUGGCGGAACUGUUGAAGGAAGUGCCCGAAAUUGUCAAUCAGGACAGUAUCUCGAAGAACAGUAACUACUCAAAGGCGAUCGAUGAAUGCCUCAAACGUAUUCGCCAGUCCAAAACUCGCUUCCUGGAGGAGACUCAAUUAUAUUCGGCCUGGGUUCAACGCGCUACACUCUCUACAGUACUCCAGACCAAUGCCCAAAACUUUGAAACUAAUUCAACAAUGCACGGCAUUGAUGGAAGUCUGACUGAGUUUCGGGCGGAGUACAAAGACACAAUGAAGACAUAUGGGGAAGGGAUGAAUGCACUUAUGGAAACUUUAGACGACGUGGUGAAAAAUGCCAAAUGGCAUGACGAGAAAUUGCGCUAUGCUGAAGUCUUGAGACAGCAAGAACUGAACGCCGCAAGUCAGCAACAAAGGAUAAUGGAGCUUGAAGAGCAAGUUGCCAAAGCAGCUACCACCCCGCAGCAAUUUAUGGAAGAAUUGCGACUAAAGCCGGCCAAGCAUACACAUGUAUCAGAAGUCCCUAUGGUGCGCAAGCAUGGAUUGAACAGCUCAACCAAAUUCCAAAACCGCGCCGGUUGGGUGGGCAACACCACCGAGUUCCGAGACUGGUUGGGAGGGCCAGACAAAUCUCAGAUACUGUGCGUCCAGGGCCACGGCGCAUUCGAGCCAACAUCGCCGCUGAGCUUCCUCAUAUCACUCCUUUACGAGAAGCUGGAACAGGCGCCGCGCACGCUGGUCCUUCCCUUCUUCUGUGGACGAAGCACCGUAAGCUCCGGACCAGCGAUCAUGGCAAGAGCAUUAUUCGUCCAACUGCUCGCGAUGUGCGAUAAAGAUGGGCAUACUGGCGAGAGAGGGCGGCCUUUACUGUCAUUUCUUGGACACGACGAAAAGGCGCAGAUGAAAGAGCUUGACCUCGAGACGUACACGGACGCGCUCGCGCAUCUUCUACGAGAUCUGCGGAAGGACUAUAGCGCCAUGUUUAUCCUGAUCGACGGUAUCGAGUAUUAUGAUUCAAAGUGGGAGGACGAAAUGGAUGACUUCGUUAAGAGCAUAAGGAAGCUGGGCAAAUCGUUCAACAAGCCAGAUGAAGAAACAUCUGGUGGUGUUCUAAGGGUGCUUCUGACAGCUUCCUCAUGGUCGAGGCGCUUCUCGCCUCCUCCGAAAUCACUGGCUGUACUUGAUGUGCCCGAAUAUAUAGAUAGUUCUCUGGACGGGUUUGAGAGGUUUGCGUAA
This is a messenger RNA of Alternaria arbusti, 1632 nucleotides long. RefSeq lists its product as uncharacterized. The record is from RefSeq and is a predicted model, not a curated record. Bases 1 to 1632 code for a protein of 543 amino acids. Lineage: Eukaryota; Fungi; Ascomycota; Dothideomycetes; Pleosporales; Pleosporaceae. The transcript has 5 exons.